Pogona vitticeps (central bearded dragon) is the source of this 3989-nucleotide messenger RNA. NCBI's taxonomy places the organism in Eukaryota, Metazoa, Chordata, Lepidosauria, Squamata, Agamidae. The record is from RefSeq and is a predicted model, not a curated record.
AUGAUUCCAGUCACUGAAUUCCGCCAGUUCUCUGAGCAACAGCCAGCCUUCCGGGUGCUAAAGCCAUGGUGGGAUGUGUUUACGGACUAUCUUUCUGUCGCCAUGCUGAUGAUUGGCGUGUUUGGUUGCACAUUACAGUGCCCCAUUCUCCAGCUGGUGGAGAAGCAGAGCCAGGUUCAACUACAUUCAGUGUAUAUGUUAUGCAGGAUAAGAUCAUAUGCCUUCCAAAACAAGUACAGCCUUCACAGAAUCGUUCCCACCUUCUAAAUGCAUCAUCAGGUUUAGACUCAAGUGCAAGCCCUUUUCUUCCACCAAAGCCAUCCACACCUCCUGCUACUGUGGAAAUGAAGGGCCUAAAGACUGACUUAGACCUCCAGCAGUACAGCUUUAUCAACCAAAUGUGCUAUGAACGUGCCCUGCACUGGUAUGCAAAGUACUUCCCUUACCUUGUCCUUAUACACACUCUAAUUUUCAUGCUGUGUAGCAACUUCUGGUUCAAAUUUCCCGGGUCGAGCUCAAAAAUUGAACAUUUCAUCUCUAUUUUGGGCAAGUGUUUUGACUCUCCUUGGACAACACGCGCUCUGUCUGAGGUUUCAGGAGAGGAUUCCGAAGAGAAGGACAACAGGAAAAACAAUACCAGCAGGUCAAAUGCUGUUCAGCCUAGCCCAGAAGGGACUUUGGUCAAGACUCAGUCUUUGAGGUCUAUUCCUGAGAAAUUCAUUGUGGAUAAGGGGACUCCGGGGGCAUUGGAUAAAAAGGAAGGUGAACAGGCCAAAGCAUUGUUUGAGAAGGUGAAAAAGUUCCGGCUCCAUGUAGAGGAAGGUGAUUUGCUCUAUGCUAUGUAUGUUCGUCAAACUGUGCUGAAAGUGAUUAAGUUUCUUAUAAUAAUUGCUUAUAACAGUGCACUUGUUUCAAAAGUUCAGUUUACAGUAGACUGCAAUGUGGACAUACAAGACAUGACAGGAUAUAAGCACUUUUCUUGCAAUCACACUAUGGCCCAUUUGUUUUCUAAACUUUCCUUCUGCUAUUUGUGCUUUGUAAGUAUCUAUGGAUUUACGUGCCUUUACACUUUGUAUUGGUUGUUCUAUCGCUCACUAAAGGAAUACUCUUUUGAGUACGUCAGACAGGAGACUGGAAUUGACGACAUCCCGGAUGUCAGAAAUGAUUUUGCUUUUAUGCUCCAUUUGAUAGAUCAGUAUGACCCGCUUUAUUCCAAAAGAUUUGCUGUAUUCCUCUCAGAGGUCAGUGAAAACAAACUAAAGCAGCUGAAUCUAAACAAUGAAUGGACGGCUGAUAAACUGAGGCAAAGAUUGCAGAUGAAUUCUCAUAACCGUUUGGAGCUGCAACUGUUUAUGCUUUCUGGGCUUCCUGACACUGUUUUUGAAAUUACAGAGCUUCAGUCACUGAAAUUCGAAAUAAUAAAUAACGUCAUGAUACCAGCCACCAUUGUACAACUGGAUAAUCUCCAGGAGCUCUCCUUGUACCAGUGUUCGGCAAAGAUCCACAGUGCGGCCUUGGCAUUUCUGAAAGAAAACCUGAAAGUCUUGAAUGUCAAGUUUGAUGACUUCCGAGAGUUGCCGCCUUGGAUGUAUGGACUCCGAAAUUUGGAAGAGCUGAGCUUAAUUGGUUCCUUAUGCCACGACAUUUCUAAAAAUAUAACUUUGGAAUCUUUUCGAGAACUUAAGAACCUUAAAGUUCUGUAUAUUAAAAGCAACCUGUCCAAAAUCCCACAGUCUGUGGUUGACGUUUCAAGUCAUCUUCAAAAAAUGUGCAUUCACAACGAUGGCACUAAACUGGUGAUGCUCAACAACUUGAAGAAAAUGGUCAACUUGACAGAACUGGAGUUAGUGCAUUGUGACUUAGAGCGCAUUCCGCAUGCUGUUUUCAGCCUUGUUAGCCUCCAGGAAUUAGACUUGAAAGAAAACAAUCUCAAAUCAAUAGAAGAAAUUGUUAGCUUUCAGCACCUUAGAAAACUUACGAUCCUAAAGCUCUGGCACAACAGUAUAACCUACAUCCCUGAGCAUAUAAAGAAGCUCACUAGUCUGGAACGACUUUCGUUCAGUCAUAACAAGAUAGAGGUUCUCCCAUCCCACCUUUUCCUAUGCAACAAAAUUAGAUAUUUAGACUUGUCUUACAAUGACAUCCGAUUCAUCCCCCCUGAGAUAGGGGUGCUACAAAGCUUACAGUACUUUUCAAUCACUUGCAACAAAGUGGAGAGCGUGCCUGAUGAGCUAUACUUUUGCAAAAAACUUAAGACGCUGAAGAUUGGGAAAAACAACUUGUCUGUUCUCUCCCCUAAGAUUGGAAAUCUGGUGUUGCUUUCCUACUUGGACAUCAAAGGAAACCAUCUAGAAGUUCUCCCUCAUGAACUUGGUGAAUGUAGAUCUCUGAAGAAAAGUGGUUUGGUGGUUGAAGAUGCCCUGUUUGAAACAUUGCCCUUGGAUGUUAGGGAACAGAUGAAGGCAGAAUAACGUCCACUUAUCUACACUUUGACAGAAAUUUGCCUCUGUCAAAUGCCUUGUAUGUAACAAGCUAGCCUGAAUAUGCCUUUAACGUCUCUUGUUUAUUCUCUGUUCUUUCACACAAAGUUUUCUGUAUGGAUAUAUUUGAACUAAGUAUAUAUAUAUAUAUAUAAGUAUACAUAUUUUUAUAUAAGUUUUACUUGAUCUUCCUUUCCCUGCCGUUUUUGUUUUAAAUUUUGCCAUGACACUGUGGGCCCUCUGUGGUUCUUAUCAAAUUGUCUAUGUCCGCCUUUUUAAAAAAUUGGGUUAGCAUAUUUCAAGUUCCAUGAUGUAGGUGAUCAUUGUUAGUAGAUGAAUGCAUAGUUGCAGUAGCAACAGGAAUCCAUUUCAUUCUGCUUUGUACACCACCCAGUCCUCCAUGUUAUCUUUCUCUUACUUGCAGAUUUUUACAGCUUCUUAUGGACAAGAGAGGCUUCCUUGUUGCUGGUUCUAGAUUAAGAAAGAGUCUCCUGGGUUUACAGAACUUUUGCUGCCAUUGCUUGCUUAUAAAAGACCUAGCAGUCUAAACUGAAAUUAUGCUUUUGACUAGAAUUCAAUUUUCUUAAGAAACAAAUAUAUUGAGCCAGUGUCUCCAUCUUUGGGAAUCUCAGUGUAGAUUAGAGCUUGCGUUAACAGUUUCCAUUCCAACAAAUGGCUAUACCAUGAGAUUAUUAUCUCCCUACUCGCUUCCAUGGGUUGGUGUUCCCAAAUACACACCUGUAAAUAUUUGCAGGUUGCAAUCAUUCAUUGGGUCUCGGGAUGAAUUCACAAAGGUAAGUAUCUGAUCAUCCUAUGAUGAAUGCGGUUAGUAAUUUUCUGAGGGCAAAAAUACACCAUGAAUGUAUAUAAUGGGCCAGGAUCUUCUUGAGGAAUCAUGGAGCAAAAGGGGAAUUAUGUAGUUGGUCACCACCUCCACUGCCAGCAGACUAUGAUUUGUGCAACCAUUUUGUUUAGUGGUUGGAAAACAGGGUGUACAACUGAUCAUGUGAAGGAGAGAACGGCUUGUGCGAUUGCUGUAGUGUGUAGUUGUAUCAAGUUGGCAUAGUAUCACGUUUAUACCAGUCAUGUAGUGUAGAGUUGAGAAUUCUUUUUGGGGCACUGUUAGCUUCUUACAAAUAGAUAUCAUGUUCUAGAUUUCUGAGGAAAGAAAUUUGUAUUAUCAUCCACUUUGGGAGAGGCCAGCUUACAAAUAAAACAGUUUCAAUGACAUUACUCCUCAAACGAUAAUGCAAAACCCUGCCAGAACUCAGAAAGAUCCUGAGCUCUCUGAACGAAGAUUGUAACCCUAUUUAUGCUCAGUGGGAGAAGACCAUUGGACCCAGUCAAGAUUGGCUUCCACCAAAAUCUGCAUCAUAUUACAAAGAAUCCUCUUUUAUGCUUAAAUCUUAUCUGCAUUUACAGUGGUGGAAUCAUUUAUUGAGUGUCUUUCCUUGUUGAAGUUCUUAAUUAGCAUAUAAAACCAGAGAUCUGGUUUACAUAAAAAUAUAC